AUGAAAUACAGCGGUGAGAUGUAUGAUGUAUUCGACCUCAAGUUGAACAUCUUCCGCCAUACCUGCAGCAAGGCAGGUAUCGAAGAGCACCAAUUGGCCCCUAUCUUUUCGAUUAUGCUACGCGCCCAGGCCGUCACCUUCUACUUCAGCCGCGUAUGUGGCAGCAGCAUUCGAGACUUUGUGGAAAUAGUUCAACCCGUACGAAGCCACUUUGAAAUUCAAGAAAGCACCCAGACGUACCUCACCGAGUGA
Messenger RNA from Colletotrichum graminicola M1.001, 252 nucleotides. RefSeq lists its product as uncharacterized. The transcript has a single exon. Lineage: Eukaryota; Fungi; Ascomycota; Sordariomycetes; Glomerellales; Glomerellaceae. Bases 1 to 252 code for a protein of 83 amino acids. The record is from RefSeq and is a predicted model, not a curated record.